Messenger RNA from Setaria italica (foxtail millet), 1865 nucleotides. RefSeq lists its product as uncharacterized. Bases 81 to 1607 code for a protein of 508 amino acids. Lineage: Eukaryota; Viridiplantae; Streptophyta; Magnoliopsida; Poales; Poaceae. The record is from RefSeq and is a predicted model, not a curated record. The transcript has 15 exons.
CGGUUACCUUUGCUACGCGCACAGCGGAGACGAUUCGAUUCGUUACGCUUGCAACACAUACACCUGGGGAGGAGGAGCGGAUGGCGGCGGCGGAGGGGAGGAUGCCGGAGGGGGAGGGGAAGAGGAAGGAGGCGGAGAAGAUGGACGCGCGGAAGGACGGGGUGGCGCGGGAGGUCAUCCGGAUGGAGCGGGAGGCCGUCAUCCCCAUCCUCAAGCCCAAGCUCUUCAUGCGCCUCGCCUACCUCAUCGAGCAUGAGGUUGAUCGUAAUGAGUUCCUGAAGCUGUGCAAGAAGGUCGAGUACACCAUUCGGGCCUGGUACCUCCUCCAGUUCGAAGAUCUCAUGCAACUGUACUCCCUGUUUGAUCCUGUUUCUGGUGAGAAGAGGCUGGAGCAGCAGAAUCUGACGCCGGACGAAAUCGAAACCCUUGAGUUCAAUUUCAUGACAUAUCUUUUCCAGGUGAUGGAAAAAAGCAACUUCAAGUUGUUAUCUGAUGAAGAGUAUGAUAUUGCGCAAUCUGGAAAAUAUCUAUUGAAUCUUCCAAUCAAAGUUGACGAAUCUAAGCUAGACAAGAAGUUGUUGACAAAAUAUUUUAAAGAGCAUCCACAUGAAAAUCUACCAGAAUUUGCGGACAAGUAUAUUAUUUUUCGCCGGGGCGUUGGAAUUGAUCGAACAACUGACUACUUUUUCAUGGAGAAAGUAGAUGUAAUGAUAUCCCGAGCUUGGAGGUCAUUGCUCAGGUUUACUAGGAUUGAUAGAUUGUUUUCUAAGAAACAGCAUUUGCAACCAAAGAAAGACACCAAGAAGACUGAUGAAAUUAAUGAAGACGAGGAAGAACCAGAAUUAUUUGUUGAGAGAAUUCGAUUAGAAAAAAUUGAACUAAGUAUGAAAAAUCUGAUGAGUAAGAUGACAAUUCAAGAACCUACAUUUGAUAGGAUGAUUGUGGUGUACAGGAGGGCUGGCACGAAGACUAAGCCUGAUCGAGGAAUAUUUGUAAAGCACUUCAAGAAUAUUCCAAUGGCUGACAUGGAAAUUGUUCUUCCGGAGAAGAAAAACCCGACGCUUACACCUAUGGAUUGGGUCAAGUUUCUCAUUUCUGCUGUUAUCGGUUUGGUUACCCUAGUUGGUUCUCUUGAAAUGCCAAAGGCUGAUGUAUGGGUUGUCAUAGCAAUCUUGUCUGGUGUGAUUGGGUACUGUGCUAAGAUCUACUUCACAUUUCAACAAAAUAUGACAAUUUAUCAGAAUUUGAUUACAAAAUCAAUGUAUGACAAACAGCUUGAUAGUGGGAAAGGAACUCUUCUCCACUUAUGUGAUGACGUGAUACAGCAAGAAGUUAAAGAGGUCAUAAUUUGUUACUACAUUUUAAUGGAGCAGGGAAAAGCAACAGUACAAGAUCUUGAUUUACGGUGUGAAGAGCUAAUCAAAGACGAGUUCGGUGCAGAGUGCAAUUUUGAUGUUCAUGAUGCUAUCCAGAAGUUAGAGAAGCUUAGCAUUGUUCAUCGGGACUCGAUCGGAAGGAUCCUCUGCGUUCCCCUGAAGCGCGCGAAUGAGAUCAUUGGCACGACGACGGAAGAGCUGGUGAUGCGAGCGCAGAGUCCUACUUCUUGAGUUCCACACGGCGGUGGACUACACUUCUUUAUGUCCGUGUAAAGCACACACAUCUCAUCCUGCAAUUUGUUCGCUUGUACAUGUCUACCGCACCGGGUCAUAGUUAGGCACUGUUUUUUUCCUUCUUACGGGAAGAGUGUUACAAGACUAGAGUGCGUGUUUUAAAUUGGUCUGUUAAAGUUGAAGAAUGGAACAUGUUGUGUGUACAUAACACAAUCAUAUGUAAUAAGAAAAAACAGUACAGAAUCUUCAUGUCUC